Anisakis simplex (herring worm) is the source of this 666-nucleotide messenger RNA. The record is from the annotation of a GenBank genome assembly. NCBI's taxonomy places the organism in Eukaryota, Metazoa, Nematoda, Chromadorea, Rhabditida, Anisakidae.
AUGGACGAUGUACAAUCUACAAAUGAACCACCUGCUUUCCAGCACACACGAAACCAUGAUCGCUGCAACCUCCUGAAACCUACGUUCAACAAUUCAACCAUUAACCAAACAUCUUAUAAAGAGAUCUGUGGUGGCAUAGCUCGAGAAACAGUUCAGUUGCCACUGCGUAAAGCACUCGAGGAUAAAAAGAACACUCAGAAAGGAUGCGAUCGUAAAAGCAAGAAACCACUAAAAGAUGGCAAAACAGUCUCUUCAUCAGUAUCAUCGAACAAGAAAUCAAAUUCGUCCAAAAGCACAUUCGAUGUUUUCUGUGAAGAGACAAACAGUGGAAGUAGUACAAUUGAAACAUCAAAGCCAAUGACUACUGAAAUCGGUGGACUACGUUUGAGAAGUGAAACUGCCGAAGAGCAGUUUAAACGUGUCGAUCCUGAUGCUCAAAUCGAGCAUUUCAGUUGUUGGCGAGAUGACGCUGAAUGUUACGAUUCCAGUGAAUUUCGGAUGACAUCAGUGGGCAAAGUAACGCGAAAGUUGCAAAUUGAUCAAGUUAUGCGAUCUGUUUGCGACCAUAAGUGUGAUGUGAUAAGUGGUGACGCGAGCGAUGGAGGGCUCUUAGAAGAUGAAAUUCUCGAAGAAGAUGUUUUGGAUAUACCAUUAUACAGGAAGUAA